This is a messenger RNA of Stylonychia lemnae, 798 nucleotides long. NCBI's taxonomy places the organism in Eukaryota, Ciliophora, Spirotrichea, Sporadotrichida, Oxytrichidae. The record is from the annotation of a GenBank genome assembly.
AUGGAAGAAAACGUAAAUUUUGACAAUGAGGUCCUAGCUUAUCUUACUGUUAGAAAGGAUCAACUUAUUGACAGCCACAAGCACUAUAUUCAAAGUCAUCCUGAGAUUAGAGAGGUCUUGAACGAUUUCCUAUCCUCAAAUGAUGUAUUUGUUUUCGCAAAAGAGUAUUAUCAUCCCUUUAACCCAACUCCAUUGAAAUACAAGCCUCUCAUUGUCGUAGGUCCAUCAGGUGUUGGCAAAGGUACCUUAAUCAAAGAAAUUAUUAAUAAAUACGGAGGACUCUUCGAAUCAAAAAUAUCUUAUACAACUAGAGCUAAGAAAAGCUUUGAAAAGUCCGAAGGCAGCUAUCAUUUCAUCACAAAAGAAGAUUUCAUGAGAAGAGUUGAAAGAAAUGAAUUUGUUGAGUGGUGCAAUGUGCAUGGUAAUCUCUAUGGAACUACUUUUGCUGAGUUAGAUAGAAUCAAGUAGAAGGGUAAAAUCCCCAUUAUUGAAGUAGAUGUCCAAGGAGCAAUUAAAAUAAAUGAGAGAGCUAUUGAGGGCAACUUCUUGUUUAUCUAUCCACCUGCCUUUGAAGAACUUAGAAAGAGACUUGGUACCAGGACUGAAACAGAAGAGGAAUUCAAGUUGAGAAUUUAGAACGCUAUUAAGGAGAUUGAAAUGGCAAACAACUCAGUACUGUUUACCAAUAGAUUAGUUAAUGAUGAACUAGAGCAAGCAAUCGAUCAAUUUUACACUCUUGUUGAGGCCCUGUAUUUCCAAGAACUCAAGAAUCUUAAGGAGCAAUAGCAAAACUAAUGA